AUGACAGGGCCGAGGUACCAUCUGCCGCAACGCUUAACCCCGAGAGAAUUCGAGAGCGGGAGCCUCGCGCACCUUGUCCCUCGCGUGGCGCCGUCCGCGCAGCCCGCGGUUCGGUCGGGGGCGACAUCCGGCGCUGCGAUUGCGGUUCUGUUUCCGGUUGCAGCUGGAGCCUAUUCGCGGCGAUGGCGUACUCUACGGUGCAGAGGGUGGCUCUGGUCUCAGGACUCGUCCUGGCCAUGUCGCUGCUGCUGCCCAAGGCCUUCCUGUCUCGCGGAAAGCGUCAGGAGCCGCCACCAGCGCCCGAAGGAAAAUUGGGUCGAUUCCCACCCAUGAUGCAUCAUCACCAGACACCCUCAGAUGGCCAGACCCCUGGGGCUCGUUUCCAGAGGUCUCAUCUUGCAGAGGCAUUUGCAAAGACCAAAGGACCGGGUGGAGGCACUGGAGGAGGCAACAGUGGAAGAGGAUUGAUGGGGCAGAUUAUUCCAAUCUAUGGUUUCGGGAUUUUUUUAUAUAUACUCUACAUUCUGUUUAAGCUCUCAAAGGGGAAAACUGCAGAAGAUCAUACAUGCUCUACUGCCACACCUGGAAACACCCGCAGGAAAAUUACAGAUUUUGAGCUUGCGCAACUACAAGAAAAACUGAAGGAGACAGAGGAAGCCAUGGAAAAAUUAAUCAACAGAGUGGGACCUAAUGGUGAGAGCAGAGCAGAGACUGUGACUUCUGACCAAGAGAAACAGUUGUUGCAUCAACUCCGAGAAAUCACCAGGGUCAUGAAAGAAGGAAGAUUCAUUGACAGACCGACUCCAGAGAAAGAAGCUGAGGAGGCCCCUUACAUGGAGGACUGGGAAGGUUACCCUGAAGAGACUUACCCAGUUUAUGACCUUUCAGAUUGCAUCAAGCAUAGGCAAGAAACAAUCCUGGUGGAUUACCCUGACCCAAAAGAGCCUUCUGCUGAAGAAAUAGCUGAAAGAAUGGGAGUGCUAGAAGAAGAAGAAUCAGACCGUUGGGUUUGGGAAAGUCUUCCCACUGACCCCAGAACGCAGGAAGAUAAUUCUGUUACUCUGCAUGACCGAAAGCCAAAAACAUGUUCCUGCUGUUUUCAUGAAGAGGAGGAUCCUGCUAUCUUGGCAGAGAAUGCUGGAUUCAGUGUAGACAGCCACAGUGAGCAAGAGGAAACCAAAGAGGAAUGGCCUCAAGAUUUCAAGGAUGAAGGGCUGAGCAUCAGUGUUGAUAAAGCAUAUACACAUGGCAUGUUGAGGAAGCGGAACCCCCAGGGUUUAGAGUGAAAACACCCAAUUUGGUGAAGUAUCCAUUACUCUAGUCCCACGGUAACCCUACUCCCCUCUCAGAUUUCAUCCUCGGCUCUGUAAUUCAUUGUGUCUGUUCAAAUAUUGUAGCUGUCAGGCUGCUACCAUGGAUAUUAUAUAUCCUUUCUCGUGCUCACAUACCUGUCACUUUAUAAAACUUUGUAGAGAUUAGUGUGAACACAAGACAGCCUCACUCUUUCUCUUCCGGCAUGUCCCCUAUCAGAGAAGUUGAUCCACAGAGUAUGUUUGGUCUAUCACAAUUAGAGAUGGGAUUACUCAGGCAAAGGUCCAACUCUUCCUGCUAGGAGUAACAGUUUAUGUGUGAAUGAAUAUCAGCUUACAGGUGAUGACUGAAGGCUGUAGGACUGAAGACUGUAGACUCCCAGAUGUCUUAUUCUUUGGGCCUUGAGCCAGGGUAGUGGUCCCCUGGGAAGAACAGAGCAUUUCAUUUGUGGGGAUGAUGGGCCCAGAGCAGGAUAAAACUCUUCUCUGAACCGAAGCCUCUCCCUCACAGGAAGGGCCCUUCUAGGAGCACUGAUGCUGCCUCAGACAUCUUUGUUUUUUCCUCCAGAGUAGCAGAAGACUCCAGCUGACCUGCUCUGCUUAACCCAGAGUCACCUUUUUACUUCUGGUCUUCAUUGGCUGGAGGAAGCUUUAGUCUUUGCCCUGCAGUGCCAACAUGUGAGGCUGCAGGGAGGUCUGCGCAAGGGUGGCAGUCCUGUCGUGAGGACCUCAGAAGUCCAGGAAGCUAACAACAGGGGCAAAAACCUUGAAUGUUGUGCCUUCCGGGUAAUUUGUUCUCAUAGCCACGUAAAUUGAAACAGAAAUGUGGACUGAGCUUGCAUACCCAGCUUGCCAGCCCAACAGGGAAGCUGCGGAGUGUGUCUGUUGAGGAAAACAAUAUAGCAGUGCAUGGAGGAAGAGACCAUUUGUUUAUAUUUGGAUAUCUGAGUCUUUUGAGAGAGUGGGAGAAUAGGAGGUAGAUUGGGACAGGGUGGCUUUUGACCAAGCUAAAGCCUUAUCUCCUGAACUGCCCAUCUCUUACAUGUUUUCUUGCAACAAGAUGGCACAAAUGAAUUCUAUUUAGCAAGAAGAAUGAGUCAAUUCAUAAUUCACAUGCAAAACUUCAGAGUUUAAAGGAGGCAUGUUCCCUGAGGACAUUCCUAAUCAUGAAAUGUGAAAGGUAUGAAAAUUAACAAAUAAUGUAAAGGUGUAUUAGUGGCUUUUAGAGUUCCAGUGUGCCUGGCCUGAAUAAGAUGCCAGGAAAGAGUUAAAUCACACAUACAAACAUGUAAGGCCUCUGUCAGAAGAUACGGGAUCAUAUCAGGAUUAUCAGUUAACUGAAUACAGAGAAAAGUCAUUAAAGAUUAAGUCUAUAGAAUGUACAUACAUCUGCCUUUCAUUGUCAAGUUUGUAGUUUAAAGGGUACUAAAGACAAUCAGGAUGUAAUACUAAAGGGGAAGAAUAAGGUGGGUGCUCUUUACUGUUUCGAUAAAUUGUUAUUUCCCUUAAUUCAUCACGAGGGGAUAAUUAUGAGGUGAGUUCUGAGUCCUGGUUCAAAGGUUAAAAAUCUCUUUUCCCUUAGAAUGCAAUUCCCUUAUUAGAAAUAGACACUUUUGUUUCCUUCUAGUUUAUUCAUUAAUUUAACAGACAUUGCUGAGUGCUAAGCACUGGGAAGAAAAGACUUUUCCUAUUCUCAAAAAUAAAAAAAAAAUAGUUUAACAUGGGAGCUUGCCAGGUAAAAUGAACCAUGAACUGUACUAGAGACAGAGUAGUAUAGUGCUUAAGAUCAUGAAUUCUGCAGGCAGAAAAAUGUGAGUCCUAAUCCCAUACCUGUAUAUUCUUGUUGUGAGAUCUUGGUCAGCUUCUUAACUCCUCUGAGCCUUGGCUUUAUCAUUUAUAAAAUAGGAGUAAUAGAAGUCCAGUUCUCACAGUGUUGUUAUGAGGGUAAAAUGAAAUAAUUAGUGCAUGUAAAACAGCAUUGGCCUAUCUCAUACAUGAUAACCACUCAGUAAAUGGUUGCUAUUUUAUUUUUAUUAUACAAGGUCUCAUGCUGUAAUAGAGAUAUGGACCCAAAACUACAGGAAUACAAAGGAGAGAGACAUCAUUUUUGCUGAAAUACAUCCAAGAAGACUUCACAGAGGAAGUGGGCCUUGAAGCAUGCUAAGAAUUUCUCCAGGCAGACAAGGAAGGGAAAAGACAUUCUUGGCAGAAAGAACAGUGUUGGACAAGGCAGAGGGGUAUGACAGUACAGGCCUACCUCAUUUUAUUGUGCUUUACAGAUACUGCAUUUUUUUUUACAAAUUGAAGGUCUGUGGCAGCCCUCAUCAAGCAAAUCUCUUGGCACAAUUUUUCCAGCAGCAUGGGCUCACUUCAUGUCUCUGUGUCACAUGUUAAUUAAGGUAUGUACAGUUUUUUUAGACAUAAUGCUAUUGCAUACUUAAUAGACUACAGUAUAGUAUAAACAUAACUUUUAUAUGUACUGGGAAACCAAAAAAUUCGUGUGGCUCUUUAUUGUGGUGGUCUGGAACCAAAUCCACAAUAGCUCAAAGGUGUGCCUAUAUAUGCUAUGUUCAAGUAUUCUAAUAAGGUUGGCACAUAAAGUGUCACAAGGUGUCACAAAACCAACCCUUUGAGUGUUAGUCUUUGGAAACAUUUGGGUUAUGGCAAUAGUCCUUGCCCAAAAUACCCAGUCCUCAAGAUGGCUCUUGCUGCCCUAGCUCUUGAUUGGUUUAUAGAGCAGGAAUUUUGGUGUACCUUUCAGUCUUUCAGACUGGGCAAUCUUUUUUUUUUUAUUUUCUACAAGUAGUUAUUUUAUUCUUCAGAGUAACAAUUGUAUGUGACAUAGACUCUGGAAUGACUAAAGUCUUGGGACUGGUUUUGUUGCCAUGCCUGCUGUCUCUUUCCUCAAGGUCCUUAUUUCUCAGAACUGGUCUGGACUUGAAUUUUACUAGCCCUGGCACUAGGUCUGCAGUGACCUUUGGGCACUGUGGCAGAGCAUACACAUCAUACCUCUGGUCUAGAAAAUACCUGGCUCAUCUGGGACUAUGACUGGCAAAUUAGAUGGGUGAUACAGUCAGAGGAUUCCCUCUCCUUGUCAGAGAAAACAACAGGAACACAAGCAAACCAUGUGUUAUGCUGGGCCCAGGUAAGCGUGCUGUGGAGUUGAGGCAUAUUGGACCUCCAGAAGAGAUGGCCUGUGAGAAUCACACUCUGUACCUUCUAUAGCCUGGGUGACCAAAUAACUUGACCAAACUGGGACACUUUGGAGAAAGGAAGCUUAGUAAUUAUGCCAGGACAAUAGGUAUAAACCAGAACUGGCCUAGACAAGAUGGCUUCAACUGAAGUUGCAAGGUAGCAGAGUAGGGAUUUUUAAAAAUCACUCCUGCCACUAGAAAAAUGAUCUGAAGAAAAGAGAUUAGAAUGAACUAGGUGGUAACCCUGGAACCAGAAUGGACAUCUAGAACAAUUGCCGAGGGGUCACGGUAAGCACGAGGCUGCCUAAAGUACAGCUUUUGUAAAUGAAGUGUGAACAAGUGAUCAGCCCUCAUUUCUCAGAACAUUGCAGUGGCUGUGAGCAAUGUGGCCCGGACUCCAGAACGGCCAGCUGGGGGGGCGGGCAGGACUGGCAGAGGAAACUGCAACACCAUUGUUCCCAUACUCAGAGAAACUGCAGUUAGUGACAACUCCAUCAUGGCCCCCAGCGUAUAUUCCUCUACCCCCAAGGCCAGCAGCUUCGGAUUGGCCAGAUUCUCACCUGGCCAGCUGCUAUGGACUGGGAAAGACAGGGAGGUCCUCCUCCCAGGAAAAGAGAGGGGUGCGGCACAGUCUUGCUCCAACUGUCAGCCGGUGAAGUUUAUCCUCUGGGUCCUGCAGCCUUGACUCUUCCAGGCAGGAGCCCGGGGUACCUGCAGUAGACUAGGAGAGUUGGGUAAGCCCUCCCACCUGGAACAGAGGAAGAUGCUGCACUGUUGGUCUGUGAAGUUGGACUGCAGGGUUCAUCCCUGGUCCUUUCUGGACAAGUGCCCACAGCACUGUGAUACCAUUAUUUCCACCUGCCUUAGAAACAGAGGGCUAAAAAAUAACAUACCUUGGUAGGGCUGUGGGGAAUAGGUUGCCAAAGAGCUCCGCCUGCAGUCUUGGGAAGACGCUUUCCUGACUUUAUCCCCAGGGCCUUUUGGAACUGUUCUGCAAACCCUUUGUAGAAUCCUGGUCAUGUUUUGGCUGAAAUACUGAAGAAUCAAGUGUCAAGAAAGACCUUUAAUAUAAACCCAACUAACAACAAUAUCUUAACAAGGUAACUGACUUUCAAAGUCAGAUGCCAGCAAAAAAUUCCAAGACAUACUAAGAAACAAGAAGACAGGGCCAAUUAAAAACCAGAGGAGAUACAAAAUUUGGAAUAACUAAUCAAGGAUGUUCAAACAAAUUAAAUAAUUUCAACAAGAUGGCUAAAGAGAUAAAGUAUAUUAAGGAGACACUAGGAAAGCAUAAAGAAGACUAUGAAGGAAUACAUAGACACUGUAGAUGAAACUAAAAUAUACUAGAGACACACAACAGCAGAUUCAAAGAGGCAGAAGAAGAGAGCAAACCAGUUUGAGCACGGUCUCAGGGAAAUGAUUGACAACAUUGAAGUGCACAAAGAAGCACAACGUACUCCAAAAAUCAAUCCAAAUAGACCUAUUCCAAGACACGUACUAAUCACACUUUCAAAUGCCAAAGGGGAGAAUCUUGCAAAGAGCAAGAGAAAAGUGAUUCACCACAUACAAGACUAGUUGCUGACUUGUCAUCAGACACAAUGAAGGUGAGUAUACAGUAUAUUUAAGAUACUGAAUGAGAAAAAUUACCAGUCUAGAAUUCUCUAACAAGGCUGUCCUUCAAAAAUGAGGUAGUUUCAAAUAUUCACAUAUGAACAGAGGCUGAGAGAGUUUAAUAAGACACCUGCCCUACAAGAAACACUAAUGGGAAUUCUUCCAGCUGAAGAGAUGAGACGGGAGACAGAGGCUUGGAGGAGAGUAUAGAAAUGAAGAUCAUCAGUAAGGGUUACCAAAAGGAUAAAAAGAGAAGAAAUUAGGGCAGACAAAUAAACGCCAAAGUAUAAAAUGGUCAAAGUAAGGACAGCUUUUACAGUAAUGACAUUGAAUGUUAAUAGACUAAAAUCUCCAGUCAAAAGACAAAGAUUGGCAGAAUGGAUAACUAACUAUAUGCUAUUUACAGGAGACUCACUUAUACAAAUAAGUUUACCUUCUUUUUCUUGGAGAACUUGAGGGAAAGCUGUAGACAGGAAGAGAAGAAAACUUCUUCAGCAUUAUAAAGGGCAUAUAUGAAAAACCUACAGCUAACAUCAUACUCAAUGGUGAGAGACUGAAAGCUUUCCCUCAAGACCGGAAACACGACAAGGUUGCCACUGUCACCACCGUUGUUAUUCAACAUUGUGCUAGAAGUUCUAGCUAGAGCAGUUCGGCAAGGAAAAAAAAAAUUAAAGGCAUCCAAAUUGGAAAGGAA
Molecule: messenger RNA, 6809 nt
Organism: Choloepus didactylus (southern two-toed sloth)
Lineage: Eukaryota; Metazoa; Chordata; Mammalia; Pilosa; Megalonychidae
Gene: RIC3
Product: RIC3 acetylcholine receptor chaperone
Exons: 6
Coding region: 183-1286 (367 amino acids)
Biological process (GO): protein localization to cell surface; synaptic transmission, cholinergic
Cellular component (GO): neuronal cell body; intracellular membrane-bounded organelle; neuron projection
Source: RefSeq, a predicted model, not a curated record